UCUCUUUAACUGAAUACAGCCCUAGUUAAGUACACGGCCACCUUUACCAAUUUACAAUGGCUUGACUGAAACUCGAGAUUGUAACUCACUGAGCCUUUGAAAAUACGAAAAAGAACGAGUUAGGGUUUUAGUGGGGACUUCUCUCCGUCUAAGUCUCUGCCAAGUAAGCUUCUUUGGACUUUCAGAUCAUGGCAUACUCGGAAUCAGCGACAGCCGAAAGAGAGCCGAUGCAGGUUAAUGCUUCUCCAAGGAAACCUAGGAUUCUACUUGCAGCUAGUGGAAGUGUAGCUGCAAUUAAAUUCGGUAAUCUUUGCCAUUGUUUUUCAGAAUGGGCAGAAGUUAGAGCUGUUGCCACAAAGGCUUCUUUACAUUUCAUUGACAGAGCCUCCCUUCCUAAGGAUGUUGUUCUUUACACUGAUGAGGAUGAAUGGUCCAGUUGGAAUAAAAUAGGAGAUAGUGUUCUUCAUAUUGAGCUGCGGCGCUGGGCUGAUAUCAUGGUAAUUGCCCCAUUAUCAGCAAACACACUUGGCAAGAUUGCUGGGGGAUUGUGUGACAAUCUGCUAACCUGUGUAGUUCGAGCAUGGGAUUAUAACAAGCCCCUUUUUGUUGCACCAGCCAUGAAUACUUUCAUGUGGAACAAUCCUUUCACAGAAAGGCAUCUCAUGUCGAUUGAUGAACUUGGAAUUUCCCUAAUUCCACCCGUCACAAAAAGGCUGGCUUGUGGGGAUUAUGGCAAUGGCGCAAUGGCUGAACCUUCUCUCAUCUACUCAACCAUAAGACUAUUCUUGGAGUCAAGGCCUCAACCAGGGGACGGAAGAGUUGGCUAAUUUGAUGUGAACUCUGUAUUGUGGCUACUCUUGGAUAUAUCAGUGAAUUAAAUGUGGAGAAAUCACAACUUAGGAUAGGUAGUGAUAUUAGACCUGUGUUGUAAUAAUAUUUUUUUUUUUUUUUUUUUCUUUUGAGGUAGAAUUUCUCAUUCAUCUUGUAACGCAGGAAUAUGUGGAGGAGUUCAUAUGACUUGAAUGCUGUAAAUUGCACUGUCUAUGGUAGGUAACUAAGUUAAUUGGAUAUA
This is a messenger RNA of Ricinus communis (castor bean), 1072 nucleotides long. Its product is annotated as phosphopantothenoylcysteine decarboxylase. Lineage: Eukaryota; Viridiplantae; Streptophyta; Magnoliopsida; Malpighiales; Euphorbiaceae. The transcript is spliced from 3 exons. Gene Ontology annotation, cellular component: phosphopantothenoylcysteine decarboxylase complex. Gene Ontology annotation, molecular function: FMN binding; phosphopantothenoylcysteine decarboxylase activity. Gene Ontology annotation, biological process: coenzyme A biosynthetic process. The record is from RefSeq and is a predicted model, not a curated record. The coding region runs from base 189 to 827 and encodes 212 amino acids.